Molecule: messenger RNA, 1167 nt
Organism: Nipponia nippon (crested ibis)
Lineage: Eukaryota; Metazoa; Chordata; Aves; Pelecaniformes; Threskiornithidae
Source: RefSeq, a predicted model, not a curated record
AUGGCGGGGAAGCCCACGUCCCGUGCCGCCAACAGACACCCCCACGCACCUCGGGGCGGGGGAGGCUUCGGGUUCGUUACGUUCGCGGAUCCGGCGAGUGUAGACAAAGUCCUGGCUCAGCCCCACCACGAACUGGACUCCAAGACGAUUGACCCUAAAGUUGCAUUUCCCCGACGAGCACAGCCUAAGAUGGUCACAAGAACAAAGAAAAUAUUUGUAGGUGGAUUAUCGGCUAAUACAGUAGUGGAAGAUGUAAAGCAAUACUUUGAACAGUUUGGCAAGGUAGAGGACGCCAUGCUUAUGUUUGACAAGACGACCAACAGGCAUAGAGGAUUUGGCUUCGUAACUUUUGAAAAUGAAGACGUGGUGGAAAAAGUCUGUGAAAUUCAUUUCCACGAAAUCAAUAAUAAAAUGGUAGAAUGUAAGAAAGCACAACCUAAAGAAGUGAUGUUUCCACCAGGGACGAGAGGAAGGGCACGUGGAUUACCGUAUACCAUGGACGCUUUUAUGCUAGGGAUGGGAAUGUUGGGUUACCCGAAUUUUGUUGCAACGUAUGGCCGAGGAUACCCUGGAUUUGCCCCAAGUUACAGCUAUCAGUUCCCAGGUUUUCCGGCAGCGGCUUAUGGACCAGUAGCAGCGGCAGCCGUGGCGGCAGCAAGAGGAUCAGUCUUGAAUAGCUACAGUGCUCAACCGAAUUUUGGCGCACCCGCUUCCCCGGCAGGCUCCAACCCAGCCCGACCCGGAGGCUUCCCCGGGGCCAACAGCCCAGGGCCCGUCGCGGACCUCUACGGCACGGCCAGCCAGGACUCCGGCGUGGGUAACUACAUAAGCGCCGCCAGCCCGCAGCCGGGCUCCGGCUUCGGCCAUGGGAUCGCCGGACCUUUGAUUGCAACGGCUUUUACAAAUGGAUACCAUUGAAACGUUACACAUGGUUGGUUGCCAUCUCACUUGGAGAGUCUCUCUGGAUGUCCGGGCAAGACGGGGCGAAGUUUCUGAACGGGCCCACGUUUGGGUGAUCUCAUCAGACUUUGAGCACUACAUCAUCACCGAUAACGCAAACAAACUGGAGGUGGCACUCGACGGACUUAGGUUGUUUAAAAUCUCUCUCAUCAUCUCAUGAAUCUGCUGUACUAUAAAAACAACAGAUUUAAAAGUAUGUAUAUAAAA